AUGGAAGACAAAUCUUUUACGAAGGAAUUAGACCAAUGGAUCGAACAACUAAAUGAGUGCAAACAACUUACUGAGAAUCAAGUCAGGAGUCUCUGUGAGAAGGUAACUAAACCCAAUUUGUUAGAUUAGAGCUGAAAUUAUUGUUCGAGAUUAGUUGGCUAGUUUAACGUUAGCUAACAAUAGAUAGCUAGCAUAGCCAACUACCAGUAGUAGCCAGCUAGCUAGCUUCAAAGCAUUCUUGGUAACAAUUUAGCUAGCUAACUCGCGUUAGCUAGGUUAGCGUGAAUUGGGCCUAACCAUUCAGCUAGCCAAACUGAAGCCUACAUAGAAUGACUAAACGAUCCAGAUGAUUAACACCAAGAUGACUAACCACAGCUAACGUACUUAUUCAAGACGCCCUUCAAACCAAUCAAUAUUUCUGGCUGCGCAAAGCUAAUGUUAGCUAUCUGAUGAAACGAUUUCACUGGUAGGACAGGGCUUUUUGGUAAUGAUCUACCUAAUUGUACAUAUUGUAAUUUUUUUUCAGGCCAAGGAAAUCCUCACCAAGGAAUCAAAUGUGCAAAAAGUGCGAUGUCCAGUCACAGUUUGCGGGGAUGUUCAUGGGCAGUUCCAUGACCUCAUGGAACUCUUCAAGAUUGGGGGGAAAUCUCCUGACACCAACUACCUGUUCAUGGGGGAUUACGUGGAUAGAGGCUACUACUCAGUGGAAACAGUCACUCUUCUCGUCACAUUAAAGGUAUGCUUUUCACAAAAACUUGCUAACUCACUUUGGUCCACCAAGUUAUUAUUAUGAUAAUAAUGCAAUGUUGCUCAAGUAGCUAAGACCUGCAUACGAUGACGGAUGACUUUUGGUGAAAUGUUACAGGUCCGGUACCAAGAACGAAUCACAAUUCUGCGAGGAAACCACGAAAGCAGGCAAAUCACACAGGUGUAUGGCUUCUAUGACGAGUGCUUGAGGAAAUACGGCAAUGCCAACGUGUGGAAAUCCUUCACAGACCUGUUUGACUAUCUCCCACUAACUGCACUUGUAGAUGAACAGGUAUUUUUGGUUUGAUUUUCCCUGUUAAACCUGUGUUGUAUUUGUUCAGUUUCAACAACUCUAUAUUUGAAAAGUCAAUGUUUAAUGGAAGUGAGUAUGUUCUAUUUAAAUCCUCCACACUAACUGCUAAUUUCUAAUCCAAACUGUACUUAUAUAUUGCCAGAUCUUCUGCCUACAUGGAGGCCUCUCUCCUUCAAUAGACACUCUUGAUCACAUACGGGCUCUGGACCGCUUGCAGGAGGUCCCACACGAGGUAGAUAUAUCCUGUUGCACAGAGAGCAUAGGUGUCAUUCUAAAUGUUAGGCAGAGAGUCUUUCAUGUAGCAUCAACACUAACUGUGUUCCUUUUUAUUUUAGGGUCCAAUGUGUGACCUUCUGUGGUCAGACCCAGAUGACCGCGGUGGCUGGGGCAUCUCCCCAAGAGGUGCUGGCUACACCUUUGGUCAAGACAUCUCUGAAACCUUCAACCAUGCCAACGGGCUCACCCUUGUGUCCCGUGCCCACCAGUUGGUUAUGGAGGUAAAAUGUAGUUUGUUCAUCUGCUUUUAAUUUUUUUAAAUCAAAGUUGUAUAAUACUGAGUCAGUAUUCACAAUUUCCCCACCUUGGGGGAAAACACAGGAGUUCUCAGACUGCCAGCAAAAAAGCACCCAUUUAUAUGUUGCUUAUGAGUGCAUUUUGCACUACUUUGGGAUUAUGAUUGGUUUGUAAGGCUCCUAUGAAUGUCCUGCGUAAUGUUUGUCAUCGCAAAUCAACUGCAUUAUACUUCAACCAGAAAGGUUAUUUUGCUACAGUCUGUCAAUAAGCUUUAGCAUUCUAGCUAACAACUGCUGCAUUCAAAAUAGGUAUUUUGCAACGAUGACAACCAAAUAUUAUCUUAGCGACCAUUCAAGCAAUAAUCAAAACAUUGUAAGCGUAUGACAACCCAAAAAACUAUUUGUUUAGAAGUAAUGAAUCUGCACAUAUAGGCUAAAUUUAAUGGGCGCAGAUGGCGAACGGCCUUUGUUUUCCCCACGGUGGCCAUUGUACUUGUUUAUGACGUGAAUAGCGACUUGAAAGUAUUGCUUUGUCAUUGUUAUUACCAGGGAUGUUUGGAGACCUCCACAUCGUUAGGAUUGGAUAUUAUACGAGGGUGCAAACAAUACCUUACACGACUGGCUUUCUUAAUUGUUUUUCUUCAGGGAUACAACUGGGGCCAUGACAAAAACGUUGUCACCAUUUUCAGUGCACCAAACUACUGCUAUCGCUGUGGCAACCAGGCAGCCAUCAUGGAGCUGGAUGAUACUCUCAAAUAUUCUUUGUAAGUAUGAGAAUUUCUAGUGACUUUCCUACUGUUCAAAUUGGGUAGAUCAGUCAUCCAAUGUGUCUGGUUUUCUGUUGCUCAACCCUUCUGGGCAAUCAUCUGACCGUACAUUUUCCUCAAUCCCCUUCAGCCUACAGUUCGACCCGGCUCCUCGGCGCGGAGAGCCUCAUGUGACUAGACGCACCCCUGACUACUUCUUGUAA
Messenger RNA from Coregonus sp. 'balchen', 2542 nucleotides. The record is from the annotation of a GenBank genome assembly. NCBI's taxonomy places the organism in Eukaryota, Metazoa, Chordata, Actinopteri, Salmoniformes, Salmonidae.